Messenger RNA from Nicotiana tabacum (common tobacco), 1436 nucleotides. The record is from RefSeq and is a predicted model, not a curated record. NCBI's taxonomy places the organism in Eukaryota, Viridiplantae, Streptophyta, Magnoliopsida, Solanales, Solanaceae.
UUUGUAAUGUCCCGUAAAUGGCGACUACGAGGAUUGUAUCCCUCAAAGCCCUCGUACACGGAGUUUCAGCAUGGUCACCACACUCGCAACUCCUCCUCCGUUCUCGUACUCUUACCUCCGCCGUGCGAGCUUAUUCCUCCGCCACAUCGCCGCCUUCUAAGGCUGUUGUCUACGAUCAACACGGCUCUCCUGAUAUUGUCACUCGAGUAACGGAGCUUCCACCGGUGGAAAUUAAAGAGAAUGAUGUGUGUGUUAGAAUGCUUGCGGCUCCGAUCAAUCCUUCUGAUAUUAAUAGAAUUGAAGGAGUUUAUCCUGUCCGACCACCAAUGCCUGCAGUUGGGGGAUAUGAAGGGGUUGGAGAAGUGCAUGCUGUUGGCUCUGCAGUUAAGGGUCUUUCCACUGGAGAUUGGGUUAUCCCUUCCCCACCUUCUUCAGGGACAUGGCAGACCUAUGUCGUAAAAGAACAAACUGUCUGGCAUAAAAUUGAUAAAAGCACCCCGAUGGAGUAUGCUGCGACUGUUACUGUUAAUCCUUUGACUGCCUUGAGAAUGCUUGAGGACUUUGUGACACUAAAACCAGGGGACACUAUUGUACAAAAUGGUGCUACAAGCAUGGUGGGGCAAUGUGUUAUUCAACUAGCUCGACUUCGUGGGAUUCAUAGCGUCAAUAUCAUUAGAGACAGGGCAGGAUCAGAUGAGGCAAAAGAAAAUCUCAAGAAACUAGGUGCUGAUGAAGUGUAUACUGAAAGCCAACUGGAAGUGAAGAAUGUCAGAGGUCUCCUGGGCAAUAUAUCUGAACCUGCUUUGGGCUUUAACUGUGUUGGUGGCAAUGCCGCUUCACUAGUCCUCAAAUUCCUGAAGCAGGGUGGAACUAUGGUUACAUAUGGGGGGAUGUCAAAGAGACCUAUAACUGUAUCUACUUCAUCUUUUAUAUUCAAGGAGCUUGCCUUGACAGGAUUCUGGCUACAGAGGUGGAUGAGUUCAGACAAAGCUGAAGAGUGCCGAUCCAUGAUAAAUUAUCUUUUGGGCCUAUGUCGUGAUGGGAAAUUGAAAUAUGAGUUGGAAGUGGCACCUUUUGAUGAUUUUCAUUCAGCUCUUGAAAAGGCUAUGGGGAAGCGAGGAAGUCAACCAAAACAAGUUCUUAAGUUCUAAGUCAUGUGCAUUUAGAUUCGAUCUAAAACUAGCUUGAAUAUGAACAAUUCUUUAUUUUGAACCUCUGCAGUCCUAAGGCAUACCUGUAAACACCCAUGUAAUCGGUGUUGAGGUCUGUACGCUGUAGUCCAGAUCACAAAAAUGUUAAAGGCUUGGAAAUUCAUGUGAUAGUUAAGGAGUCUUCCUAUAGGCAGAAAUAGUUUUAGCUUUGUUACAGCAAACCUCUUUGUAAAAUAAAGCCAGCUAAUGUAUGCAAUCAUUUGAGCUACUAGAAAAGGAUGCAAA